CAGCCGUCAACUCGUGUCUUCGCCGGAGCGAGAUAGCGAGCCCUCUGCCUGAGUUUGGCGGGCGGAAGACCUCAGUCAGCCACAGCAACCGCUGCCGACUGCACAAUUCUCACAAGGCGUUGAAAAAGGUUUCCGAUGGAGGACAUUCCGUGGACGGAGGCUGUGACCGCUGCGAAGUUUGACCACCUGCUCGGCCUGCCACAAGGCACCGUGCGAACUCUAUCUGUGAGACGUCUGACGAAGGUCGGCCAGAAUUACGGAAGCACCCUGCUGAGUAUUCAGCUGCAUCUGCGAGAUGGUGAAACGCUGGACCUCGUCGGCAAAUUCAUGCCUCCAACAGAAAUGCAGAAAAAAGUUUUCGGUAGCGCGACGACAUUUUUAAAAGAAAUAAACGCGUACCGCUCCAUAAAUGUCGAACUAAUUAAGUUGCAGCGUGAGAGGGGCGUUCCGGAAGAGGAAGUGUGCGACCCUGUGCCGCGGUAUUACGGAUCGCAGGUAAACAGCGCCGGUGACGACUCCGUGGCGGCCGAUGACAACGCUGUGCUCCUGCUGGAGAACCUGGCCUCCAGCGGCUACCGGAUGGCAGACCAGAUGACCGGACUCGACCUUCCGCACGCCAGGAUGCUGGUCAGGAAGAUCGCCCAGUUCCAAGCGUCAGCUGUUGCUCUCAGGCUCCUCAAACCACAAGUAUUUAAAGACGUUAUCGAAGGCAAGUGUAAAUUCGACAGCAUGCCGCCGGAUGAAGGGAAGCGUAUCAUCGACGCUAUAGUGGAACACAUCAGCCGUUUUCCAGAGGUCGCUCCGUACUGUGAUAAAGUGAAAAUUGCUUGCGAACACAUGAGCGACUUCGAAAAACUUUGGGCAGAAGUUGUGGAACCAUUUGUUUCGCUAUCGCACAAUGACCUCUGGGUUAACAACAUGGUCUUCCGAUACGGGGACAGUGAGGAGCCAACGGACGUUAAAUUUUUUGACUUCCAGACUCUGACCUACUCUUCACCUGUAAGAGACCUCGUAUUUUUCCUGUAUACCAGCCUACAACACGAUCUGGUUAGAAACAGUGUCGAUGAACUGACAGAUGCUUACUAUGAGAGCUUUGUGACCUGGCUGAAGAAACUGGGGUGCAACACGAAAGACUUCACGGAAGCAGAAUUUAGGAAAGAAAUCGACAGGGUCGCCCCGGCAGAGAUUAUACACAUACUGAUGAUACUGAAUGUAAUUUGUGCCGAGGACCAUGAGAAGUUUUCUGCACAUGACAUGCAGAAUUCUGGUCCUACGUUUUCUUCGAGUGAAAUGUUUCGAAAGAAAGUAUUAAUUACCCUUCAAGAUUAUGAUGCAAGGGGUUGGUUACAAGAAAAUUAUACUAGCUAGCGUGGACUUCUACUUAUCUUGAAACUGGAUGUUCAUGUUCUCC
Molecule: messenger RNA, 1411 nt
Organism: Schistocerca cancellata (South American locust)
Lineage: Eukaryota; Metazoa; Arthropoda; Insecta; Orthoptera; Acrididae
Exons: 2
Coding region: 136-1368 (410 amino acids)
Source: RefSeq, a predicted model, not a curated record